AUGAAGUUCACCAGCAUUGCUCUCCUCGCUGCCGCGGCUGGAUCCGCGGCUGCAGCCCCAACCAAGAGCCAUGCAAAGCGAGCUUCGCCAUUCAAAUGGUUUGGAGCAAGCGAGUCCGGUGCCGAAUUUGGAGAGGGAAACCUUCCCGGUGUCUAUGGAACUGACUACAUCUUCCCCGACACCAAUGCUAUCCAAACAUUGAAAGGAAAGGGCAUGAACAUCUUCCGGGUGCCUUUCUUGAUGGAGCGUUUGGUGCCAGACUCCCUGGCUGGGUCGUUCGACAGUGCCUAUCUGGCCAAUCUGACUUCGGUCGUCAAAUCUAUCACCGAUUCGGGAGCCCAUGCCGUCCUUGAUCCGCACAACUAUGGCAGAUACAACGGCAACAUCAUCUCAAGCACCGACAACUUCAAGACCUUCUGGCAAAAUGUCGCCGGCGAGUUCGCAUCGAAUGACCUAGUCAUCUUCGACACAAACAACGAAUACCACGACAUGGAUCAAACCCUAGUGUUAAACCUAAACCAAGCCGCCAUAAAUGGCAUCCGCGCCGCAGGAGCAACAAGCCAAUACAUCUUUGUGGAAGGAAACAGCUAUACAGGCGCCUGGACCUGGACCGACGUGAACGAUAACCUCAAGGACCUGACCGAUCCCCAAGACAAAAUUGUCUAUGAGAUGCACCAGUACCUCGACUCCGAUGGAUCGGGAACAAGCGAGACCUGCGUGUCGACUACCAUUGGAAAGGAGCGCGUGACUGAUGCCACGCAGUGGUUGAAGGAUAACAAUAAGGUCGGCGUUCUUGGUGAAUUUGCUGGAGGUGUGAAUGAUCAGUGUAAGACUGCUGUUACUGGUAUGCUUGAUUAUAUGGGUGAGAACUCUGGUGUUUGGAUGGGUGCUUUGUGGUGGGCUGCUGGGCCUUGGUGGGGGGAUUAUAUCUUUAGUUUGGAGCCUACUAGUGGAACGGCUUAUACUGGGAUGAUGUCGACUUUGGAGCCGUAUUUGGUCUGA
This is a messenger RNA of Penicillium antarcticum, 1002 nucleotides long. RefSeq names its product glycoside hydrolase family 5 protein. Gene Ontology annotation, molecular function: hydrolase activity, hydrolyzing O-glycosyl compounds. The record is from RefSeq and is a predicted model, not a curated record. Bases 1 to 1002 code for a protein of 333 amino acids. The transcript is spliced from 6 exons. NCBI's taxonomy places the organism in Eukaryota, Fungi, Ascomycota, Eurotiomycetes, Eurotiales, Aspergillaceae. Gene Ontology annotation, biological process: glucan catabolic process.